This is a messenger RNA of Sitophilus oryzae (rice weevil), 828 nucleotides long. RefSeq lists its product as uncharacterized. The record is from RefSeq and is a predicted model, not a curated record. The coding region runs from base 56 to 778 and encodes 240 amino acids. Lineage: Eukaryota; Metazoa; Arthropoda; Insecta; Coleoptera; Curculionidae. The transcript has 3 exons.
CCAAAGCAACAUCUAGUCAAGUUAUCGUUUAGUUUAAGUCGUAUCGAUUUUAAAAAUGUUUAUUAAAAGUGUAGUAGCCUUGUGUAUCAUCGGUGCAGCAUGGGGUGCCCCCCAACAAAAAACAGAGUUUUGGAAAGGCACAGCUUUAGAUUCAACGGUAGAGAAGUUGAAACAUUCUUGUGCUGAACAAAACAGCUUUGCAUGCUUUCAGUUUAAGGCUUUUUCGUUUGUGGAUAGUGUCCUUCAUGGGGGUUAUCUAAAAUAUUUUAUGGACACAAUCAAAAUCAGUUCUAAUGGAUACGAAAACGAGGUUUCAAGUAAAAGAUCCGGUGAUUCUAUUGAAGACAGCAUCGAAAACUUUAUUAAAUCUAAGGAUGUAACCUUCAAAGUACCUGUUAUUGGUGAAGUUACCAUGGAUUCUAGAAAACUUGACGAUGAUGAAAUGAACUUUAAACUGAAGUUUGGAUCUGAAGUCGAAGAACGUGGAAAGAAAUCCAAACUGAAGAAAGUAUUUAUUCCAAUCCUUACUUUCAUCCUUCUGAAGGCCAUCACCGUGGUUCCAUUUUUGAUCGGUCUACUAGCCCUUAAGGCGUGGAAUGGACUACAGUUGUCAUUCUUCUCUUUCGUUAUUGCUAGUGGAUUGGCAAUUUUCCAAUUAUGUCAGAAACUGGCUACUGAUUCGCAUGCACCUGUUGUAUUGGAUCAUCCACCUACUUAUCAACAAAGGUCGUUUGAUCAAGAUGCUUCAACACUGGCUUAUUCGGCGUACGCUCAGUAAAUGUAAAAUACCUGAACCACUUAUUUAUAAAUAAAUUAUUUGUGAAUAAA